AUGCUCUUCCCACGAGCCCUCCGGCGCGCCGGAACACGCACUAUCCAACAAUCCCGCAGCGCAUCCGGACCCCGCCCAUCCCCCCGACGCACCCUCAUGCCAGCCCCAGGGCCCAACACAGGACCCAUCAUGGAACGUCGCGCAGACCGCGAACUGCCCUCCCUAAACAAAAGCCGCGGCUGGCUGUACUCUCUACCGAUUUUCAUCGUCGCUACCGGCGCGGGUAUUCUGGGUAUAUUCAAUUACCAGAAGAGCUCGAGCAGUAUCGUGAACAGUACGCUGUAUGCGCUGCGGACGUCGACGCAGGCGCGCGACAUCCUGGGUGAUGAGAUCUAUUUUGCGCAGCAGAUUCCUUGGAUUUCGGGAGAGAUGAAUCAGUUGCAUGGGCGAAUUGAUAUUUCUUUUUGGGUUAAGGGGACCAAGACGCAGGGGAAGAUGAGGUUUCGGAGUAUUAGGCCUGAUCGGAUGAGUUUUUUCCGGACAGAGGUUUGGAGCUUGGAGACCGAGGAUGGAACGGUUGUGCAGCUGCUAGAUGGCACCGAUCCUUUCCGACAGGAUUAG
This is a messenger RNA of Penicillium waksmanii, 561 nucleotides long. Its product is annotated as cytochrome c oxidase assembly factor 1 family protein. Lineage: Eukaryota; Fungi; Ascomycota; Eurotiomycetes; Eurotiales; Aspergillaceae. Gene Ontology annotation, biological process: mitochondrial respiratory chain complex IV assembly. Gene Ontology annotation, cellular component: mitochondrial inner membrane. The record is from RefSeq and is a predicted model, not a curated record. Bases 1 to 561 code for a protein of 186 amino acids. The transcript is spliced from 2 exons.